This is a messenger RNA of Daldinia childiae, 1068 nucleotides long. RefSeq lists its product as uncharacterized. The transcript is spliced from 2 exons. The record is from RefSeq and is a predicted model, not a curated record. NCBI's taxonomy places the organism in Eukaryota, Fungi, Ascomycota, Sordariomycetes, Xylariales, Hypoxylaceae. The coding region runs from base 1 to 1068 and encodes 355 amino acids.
AUGGCUACAGCAUUUAGCGAGAUCCCAAUAAUAGAUCUUUCGCGGGAAGAUGACAAAUCAACCAAGCCUGGCUUGCUAGAUAGUCUUCGCUAUGCUCUUACAGAAGUUGGCUUUUUAUAUGUGUCAAACCACGGCGUCCCAGAAGUUGUUGUUGACGGGUUGGUGAAUGCAUUACCUACACUUUUCGACCUAGAUAAGGACGCCAAGAAUUCCGUUGCAUUAGAGAAUUCGCCCCAUUUCCUUGGAUAUAGCGGUGUCGGUAGUGAAAAUACAGGCGGUAAAGAAGAUCAGAGGGAACAGUUUGAAUUCGCUACGGAGCUUACAGCAACAUGGCACUCCGGCCUCCCAUUAUACGAACGUCUGCGGGGCCCUAACCAGUGGCCAAAAGGGCAUCCAGAACUUCGGUCUACGGUAGAAUCAUAUAUACGAGAGCUAACGAACUUGGGAGAACGAUUUCUAGAUCUUGUUGCUCAGGCUCUGUCGCUUCCGUCUGGGACCUUCCAGCCAUUUCUAUCAGAUCAGCAUCGCUUAAAGUUGGUGCACUAUCCCGCAUUGCAAAACGGGGACCCUGCAGGUUCCCGGCAAGGUGUUGGUCCUCACAAGGAUUCUUCGGGUUGGUGGACAUUCUUGCUCCAGGCAUCGCCCCCUGAAGUUAAGGGGUUGCAAGUCCUGAACAAAGCUGGAGAUUGGGUCGAUGUCCCCGUAGUGCCAGGAACUUUCGUCGUCAACAUCGGCCAAGCUUUUGAGGUGGUUACCAAUGGAAUAUGUAAAGCCACAACGCAUCGAGUUCUCUCAGGUCCGCACGAAAGGUAUAGCGUACCUUUUUUUCAGGGUGUUCGUCGAAACCUUACAAAGGCAGAGGCGACUGGGUCUCUUAAAUCGCAUUUUAGCACUCUUGAUACCGGCAGGGAAUCUGAGGAGGGACAUGCGAUCGACUCUGCCUUUCUAAAGGGCCAAUACGAUACUUGGGGAGAGUCGCAGUUACGGACGAAAGUGCGCAGUCAUCGCGAGAACGGCAAAAAAUUCUACUCUGAAGUAUACGAUCAGUACAUCAACGACGACGCGUAA